Messenger RNA from Octopus bimaculoides (California two-spot octopus), 1737 nucleotides. RefSeq lists its product as uncharacterized. Lineage: Eukaryota; Metazoa; Mollusca; Cephalopoda; Octopoda; Octopodidae. The record is from RefSeq and is a predicted model, not a curated record.
GGUGGUGCUGCUGCUGCUGCUGUCACCUUAGCAGCAGCGAGCGACGUCGGUAGUGCUGUUGCUGAUAGUAAGGGGGGCGGUGGCGUGUGACGUCUGGUGGUGUUGGAUAUUCAUUUCUUCUGUUAUUCAAAGCUGUUGCGCUUAGUGCCUAGCAGCGUUGUUUAGUGACCCCCACCGCUAACUCAAUGUGAGACAGCCGAGAGAAAAAAAUUUCCCCCGCAAAUACACAAUGUUGACCAGGCGCUUAGACAGGAUCGUAUCGUAAAACCAGGCUUCAAAUAGUCCCAAGUUCCAUAUCGCAUACAGAUCACAUCUACUGCUUUCUAAACUGCUGCGCAAUUCAUGGAUUACGGAUUAUCUAACCUCUUAUAUUGGAUUAUUUUGUUGUCAGUAAUAAAGUGUGAAGCAGUCGAAGAUUGCAUUCCAGUAAUUAAUGAGACGGAUUUCAGGGUUCCAGUCAAUCAGACAAUUGUGGUGAGAUGCCAACUGGGAACAUGCCACUACAGAUUUGAAGGUGUUACCUGGAAAAGACAUGGCCGAAAGAUAAACGAUUACACAGAAUCAAUCAGUGAAAUUCGAUACCCAAACAUGACUAAACUCCGUAUUUUAAGAAUGAACAAAUCAUAUGAAGGCGAGUAUGUUUGUUCGAGUGAGUAUUCCAGAAUAUCCAGAAGUAUAUUUAUCCAUGUCAGCGAAUCUUCCAUAACAACAGAGCAUCGAACUGGACCAACUUCACCAUCAACUGGAACUGUAAUGACAGAGACUACGUCAUUCGACGAAAUUUCCUCCUCAGAUGAAAAACUAACUACAUUCCCAACCACUUCUGGGGGUACUACUAUCACAUCACAAUGUAAAACAUUUUGGCCACAUGUCACACUUUUGUAUACUAUUCUCACACUAUAUUUCAUAAAUUGCGAACAUUUCACGUAACAUAUUAAAAAUAACAUUGUGAGCUGCAUAUAUUUCACGUUGUAUUUAUAAAGUUACUAAAUGGUCAAACUUUACAUUCACUGCAGAGCUAUGAACUGCAUUCUUUGUACAGAAUGAAAUUAAAAUGUCCAGCUACAAGUUGUGCAUAUUUAUAUCAAAUAUGAGAAUACAAAACCAAUGAACUACAUACAUUUCAUUGUCUGGUGGAAGCAUAUAAAGUAUAAACAACAAACAUUUCACAUCAUGAUGAAAAUAUACGGAACAGAAACCACAAAUUUUAUCUUGUCUUGUUAGAUUAAACCCUUCAAGACCGAGCCCCAGCAUGGCCAUAGUCAAAUGACUAGAACAAGCAUUGUUAAAGUAGCUCUUAUAUUUUAUAGGAAUAACUCGAUAAAUCUAGGGGUAAGGUGAUUAAAUUAGUGGUAACGCUAUAAUUUCAGGGUUAACACAAUACAUUUUAGAGGUAAAUUUAUGUAUUUUAGGAUAAUGCGAUAGAUUUCAAGGUAAUCCAAUAUGUUUUUAGGGGUAGCGAAAUCCAUUUCAAGGUGACCCAAUACAUUUAGCCAGUUAAACUAAAGUGUACCCGAUAAAUUUAAUGCAAUUCAAUUUUUAGAAAUGAUUGACUAAUUUAUAUACAUAUAAGACGAGAGAUGUUGUGACGUAUAUCAUGUUUUAAUGACAGCACUAAUGAAUGAAGAGAAAUCAAAUUUACAACUAUAGAAAUUAUUUUAUCGCUAUUUUCUUUCUCGAAUUUUAUAUUACAUGUUUUUUAAAUUUUAUUUUUGAAUAAAUAUUUUUCUUUCUUCA